Chrysoperla carnea is the source of this 1146-nucleotide messenger RNA. Its product is annotated as zinc finger protein 525-like. Lineage: Eukaryota; Metazoa; Arthropoda; Insecta; Neuroptera; Chrysopidae. Gene Ontology annotation, molecular function: DNA-binding transcription factor activity, RNA polymerase II-specific; RNA polymerase II cis-regulatory region sequence-specific DNA binding. The record is from RefSeq and is a predicted model, not a curated record. Gene Ontology annotation, biological process: regulation of DNA-templated transcription. The transcript is spliced from 2 exons. Bases 1 to 1146 code for a protein of 381 amino acids.
AUGGAAAAAAUCUAUAAGUGUAAAUAUUGUGAUUUAGCAUUUACAUCGAAAAUAUUCCGAGCUAAACAUACACGAAUUCAUACUUUAGAAAAACCUCAUAAAAAACGAAUUCAUGGCGUUGAACAUAUAUCAAACAAAAAUAAACCUAUUCAAAUUGAAGAAAAACCACCGAAAACAGAAAAACCGCCGACGAUUACGGUUGAAAAAAUUUAUAAAUGUAAAUAUUGUAAUUUAACAUUUUCAUCAAAACUAUUUCGAGCGAAACAUAAACGAAUUCAUACGCAAGAAAAACCGUUCUCAUGUGAUGUUUGUGAUAAAAAAUUUACAUUUAAAAAUAGUUUGGUUGCACAUAAAAAAUACGUGCAUCUUGCUGAAAAAAAUUUCUCAUGUGAUGUUUGUGACAAAGCAUUUACACGACCAGAACGUUUAGUUAUACAUAAACGACUUCAUACAGGCGAACAACCUUAUUCAUGUGAAAUUUGUGAUCAAAAAUUUGCUAGUCCAUCUGCUUAUUCCUGUCACCAACAAACCCACACCGGAAAACCAUAUAUUUGUGAUGUUUGUAAUAAAACUUUUACUGUACGAAAAGCUUUAGAACAACAUCGAUUAAUUCACACGGGGGAAAAACCAUUUUCAUGCGAUGUUUGUGGGAAAACGUUUAAUCAUCAAGGGAAUUUAAAUCAACAUAAACGAAUUCAUACCGAAGAUGGAACUGAAAGAGAAAAAUCUUUUAAAUGUAAUGUUUGUGAUAAGAGUUUCGCGUAUAAAACUAAUUUAACUUAUCAUAGUCGAAUUCAUACCGGAGAAAAACCAUAUACGUGUGAUAUUUGUGAUAAAUCUUUUGCUAGAAAUAGUAUUUUAGUUCAACAUAAACGUAUACACACGGGGGAAAAACCAUUUUCGUGUGAUAUUUGUAAUCAGAAAUUUUCUCGACUAAAUGAUGUUAAUAAACAUAAAAAACGAAUUCAUUUAAUCGAUUCUUCAGGUAAAGAUGAAACCAUUCAAAUUGAACAAGUUUUACAAAGGGAAAUGACGAUUAAAAAUGAAAAUGGAGAUAUUGAAGAAGUUUUAGAAGAAUCCAAUACUUCUGUUAGUUCUGUUGCAGUUGGACAAACAUUUUCUGAUCAAAGUAAUUUAACAAAUUAA